AUGGAAGUUUCGGCUAGUAAAGAGAAUAUAAGUAUGCCUCCAGACCCAGAAGAUAAUAAGGUCAUUCAAUGUGUAAGUAAUUGUCAGGACAAAGGCUUUCAUGAUGAUCAAACUAGGGAAGCAGUUGGAAGUGAGGACGUGGAGGUUAAUAUAAUAGACUGUACAAAUCCCAGUAACAAUGAGCAAAUUGAAGCUAGAUAUGAGGAUUUGACUGAGAGCAUGAGUUCUUUUGGGGACACGGAAUCUGAUACCAAGAAUGGUUCUUCUGCGUUCAGUGAUACUGAAGUUGAGUCACAGUUAUUUGUUGAAGGUGGACCAACAUCUAUAUUUGAUGGCUAUGGCGGAGCAUUUCAAAUGAGGAGGAAAAAGUUGACAGAUCACUGGAGGAGAUUUAUACGUCCUCUUAUGUGGAGAUGUAAGUGGGUAGAAUUGCAAAUUAAGGAAUUUCAGUCCCAAGCACUUAAGUAUGACAGAGAAAUUGCAGAACAUGGACGGAGAAAACAGUUUGAUCUUGAAACAUUUAUGGCAGAAGGUUUUCCUGUGAAGUCACUGCCAUUUUCUACUUGUACGACUAGAAAGAAAGCAAUGAAGAGAAAGAAAAGAAAGAGAUUUGAAGAGACUGCAGAUGUAGCAUCAUAUAUGUUACAACAUAACCUCUUCUCCUAUUAUGAAAAUAAGAAGUCUGCUACUGAUGGUGCUUCUAUUGAUGAUGGGUGCGGUAACCCUGCUAAGACAAUUUCUGACCAUGAUGAGUUUGGGUUUCAAGAUGGAUUGGCGUCUCUUCAGUCCAGAGAUAACAUCAGCGAACAUAUCCUUAGACAGAUUGAGGUGCUAAAAUUGCAAGUCCAUAAAUUGAAGGGCCGGGUAGACAAAGUAGCUCAUGAAAAUCCUGUGAAAUUCUCUUCUGUCAAUGUGCUGAGCUUACUUGCAUCAUCCAAUCCAUCAAACAGUUCUGAUCGAAAUCCAGCUUCAGUUCCCAAAAAUGGAGAUACAAUGUCUGUUAGAUUGCUAGACAUGGUAUCUCAGCGCAUGCCUGGGUGUAACAUUGGAGAUCUUAUGCCUGAAACUGCAGUUUCAAGUCAAGGAGAGGCGACCUCUCGGUCUGAUAUGAUUGAAUGCCCAGGCCUACCUCAGGGUGGGGUUUCAUGUGGAAAUGCUGAGAAAGAAAUUCUUCUACGUAAUGCUGCAGUGAAAGAGGAGAUAGGAAACUUCAAAAAUUUUGACAGUGGACUAACAGAGAAGCCUUGGGGAGUAAUGGAAAAGCAAACAAUCCAAGCUUCAGAACCUGACCUGCCAGAAGAGAUGCUAGUGGCACGUGUGCGUUUUGGUGGGAAAUCACUUCCUAAAUCCAGGUCCAAUGUUUCCAAUAACAAGAGAAAGCGGGGGAGGAGAAAAUAA
Molecule: messenger RNA, 1398 nt
Organism: Dovyalis caffra
Lineage: Eukaryota; Viridiplantae; Streptophyta; Magnoliopsida; Malpighiales; Salicaceae
Source: the annotation of a GenBank genome assembly